Molecule: messenger RNA, 1311 nt
Organism: Penicillium paradoxum
Lineage: Eukaryota; Fungi; Ascomycota; Eurotiomycetes; Eurotiales; Aspergillaceae
Product: acyl-CoA dehydrogenase
Exons: 3
Coding region: 1-1311 (436 amino acids)
Cellular component (GO): mitochondrion
Molecular function (GO): acyl-CoA dehydrogenase activity; flavin adenine dinucleotide binding
Source: RefSeq, a predicted model, not a curated record
AUGGCUUCUAUCAUCCGUACCUUGCGGCCCUUGUCGCGCACCCCCUCCGUUCGCUUGGCGGGUCAACGUCUUGCUACCGGCCGGCCCGUACAGAGUGUAUAUGCCUUCUCAACUACCCCCCGCCGGCGGGAGGUUGACCUCUCCGAACUGACCCCAACGCCGAUCACCCUUUUGUCCGAGACCGAGUCCCUGAUGGCCGAUUCGGUAUCAAAGUUCGCAGUGGAGCAAAUCGGCCCGAAGGUCCGCGAUAUGGAUGAAGCCGAGACUAUGGACCCCAAGGUCGUGGAGCAGCUCUUCGAGCAGGGUAUCAUGGGCAUUGAGGUACCAGAGGAGUUCGGCGGUGCCGGUAUGAACUUCACCUCCGCAAUCGUCGCGAUCGAGGAGUUGGCCCGCGUCGACCCCAGUGUCAGCGUGUUGGUCGAUGUCCACAACACACUGGUCAACACCGCCAUCCUGAAAUACGGUGAUGCCCAGUCUCAGCGCAAGUGGCUCCCCAAGUUGACCACCGGCACCGUCGGCUCUUUCUGUCUCUCCGAGCCCGCCUCUGGCUCCGAUGCCUUCGCCCUCCAGACCAAGGCCGAGAAGACUGCUGAUGGUUACAAGCUCAAUGGCUCCAAGAUGUGGAUUACCAACUCCAUGGAGGCUGGCAUUUUCAUUGUCUUCGCCAACAUUGACCCCAGCAAGGGAUACAAGGGUAUCACCGCCUUCAUUGUCGAGAAGGAUACCCCCGGAUUCUCCAUCGCCAAGAAGGAGAAGAAGCUCGGCAUCCGUGCCAGCAGCACCUGUGUGCUCAACUUCGACGACUGUGUCAUCCCCAAGGAGAACCUGCUCGGCCAGGAGGGCCAGGGAUACAAGUACGCCAUCAGCGUGCUGAACGAGGGCCGUAUUGGUAUUGCCGCCCAGAUGACCGGUCUGGCUCUCGGCGCAUGGGAGAAUGCCGCCCGAUACGUCUGGAACGACCGCCGCCAGUUCGGUGAGCUCAUUGGAAACUUCCAGGGCAUGCAGCACCAGAUUGCGCAGGCCUACACCGAGAUCGCCGCUGCCCGGGCUCUUGUCUACAACGCCGCCCGCAAGAAGGAGGCUGGCCAGGACUUCGUCCAGGAUGCCGCCAUGGCUAAGCUGUACGCCUCCCAGGUCGCUGGCCGCGUGUCGAGCUCUGCUGUUGAGUGGAUGGGUGGUAUGGGCUUUGUCCGUGAGGGCAUUGCUGAGAAGAUGUUCCGUGAUAGCAAGAUCGGUGCUAUCUACGAGGGUACAAGCAACAUCCAGCUUACAACCAUCGCCAAGCUUCUGCAGAAGCAAUAUACCAACUAG